Messenger RNA from Moneuplotes crassus, 972 nucleotides. The record is from the annotation of a GenBank genome assembly. Lineage: Eukaryota; Ciliophora; Spirotrichea; Euplotida; Euplotidae.
AUGAAUCAACCAAAAGAUUUUAUAAUAUUAAAGAUGAAAUACAUCGUAUUAAUCGCCCUCUUUGCUAUUGCAUUUGCUGAGAUCCACCCAGUCAAUGACGAGAUCGUCAAGACUAUUAAGGAGACUGCCACCUGGACCCCAAUGGAGCCAGAAGAGAACCCAUUCGCUUACAUGUCUGUUGAACAGAUCAAGGGAAUGAUGGGAACUAAGCUCAGAGUCUAUGAAGACAAUGCUGCUGAGGUCACUGCUGAUAUCCCAGCUGAAUUUGACUCCAGAACUGCCUGGCCAGGAAAGGUUCACAACAUCAGAGACCAAGGAGCCUGCGGAUCCUGCUGGGCCUUCGGUGCUACUGAAGCUCUCUCUGACAGAUUCUUCAUUGAGAAUGGUGUCGAUGUUGUUCUCUCCCCACAACACCUCGUAUCUUGCGACAGAUCUAACUAUGGUUGCAACGGUGGAUACUUAGACAAAGCCUGGGACUUCAUGCAAACUACUGGAGUUGUCCUCGACUCAUGCAUGCCAUACACCUCUGGAACUACCGGACAAGACGGAGAAUGCUACACCCACUGCACCUCUGAGACUGAUGAUGAAUUCAGAAAGUACAACUCUGAGAGAGCCACCAUGACCAGAGAUGUUGCUACCACCCAACAAGCCAUCAUGACUGAGGGACCAGUCGAAGCUGCCUUCACUGUCUACCAAGAUUUCAUGAGCUACAAGAGCGGUGUCUACAAGCACACCACCGGAUCUAUGCUCGGAGGACAUGCCAUCAAAGCUCUCGGAUGGGGAGAAGAAGACGGAACUAAGUAUUGGAUCAUGGCCAACUCCUGGGGAACUGGAUGGGGAGAAGAUGGUUUCUUCAAGAUUGCCAUGGGAGACUGCGGAAUCAACAACCAGAUGACCUUCGCCCUUGCCCACAAGGAUUAGUUAUCUAAAAUAACUUCCUGCAAUAAAAAUGACAAAAAGAUUUGUCCAUUU